Ogataea haglerorum is the source of this 1791-nucleotide messenger RNA. RefSeq lists its product as uncharacterized. Gene Ontology annotation, biological process: protein desumoylation. Gene Ontology annotation, cellular component: nucleus. The transcript has a single exon. The record is from RefSeq and is a predicted model, not a curated record. Lineage: Eukaryota; Fungi; Ascomycota; Pichiomycetes; Pichiales; Pichiaceae. Bases 1 to 1791 code for a protein of 596 amino acids. Gene Ontology annotation, molecular function: deSUMOylase activity.
AUGCCGGAUUUCAAUGACAUCAACGUGAAAACACGCGGCGAACGGCGUGCAAGCGACGAGACUAACUUCCUGGCUUCAGGCAGAGACUUCUCCAUGUUCUCUCGUCUCCCGUCCUCUGCUCCGUCGUUCACGUACAGCAACCUGCCCAGCUUCCGCAACUCCAGCAGUCUGUAUGAGCCGCGCCAGCUCUCGACCAACUCCAACACGGGCAGUCUUCCUUUUGUUCCUCGAGAAUCGAUGUUGAACGACAAGUUUGUCCCGUCGCCGCGCAUUGCGUCGUUCUCUCAGCGUCCGGCGUUUGAGAGCAAGACCAUCAACCCGCAAAAACUGGCUAAGCCGGUCAAGCGUGACUCCACUGCACCCGAAACCGACAUUAUCGACUUUUUGAGGUGUCUGUUCAUAAUCCUGUUCGAGCUCGGCAAAAAAACCGCUCUCUGGGCGGUGUUCUUCCUCAGCGUCGGCGGAAAGCACCUGAUGAGGCUCAUUGAGAGAAUUCCUUUGCCAGAAACCGCCAGAAAAGUCGAAAGGACGCCGACCAAGCGCGACAUAGACGGAAUAACUGAACUAUUCAACAAGCUGGUGCCCGCUAGCGUUUCCACCCCGCUGGAAGGGUCUGAAGUUAAGCAAGUGGAUGACAGCAUUGCUGAUAGCAGAAAAAGCAAAAUCGGCCAGCUGGCCAGCAAGUUGGACGAGUCCAAGAACUCACCAGCCAGAGACUACGGAACUUUUUUCUACAAGCCAAAGAACGUGCGACCAAAUGUUAACAUCGAAGCCAUGUUUCUCAAGUCGAACUUCGGCCGAACAGAGGACUACAAAGAGCAUAAGCCGUACGAUCCAGACUCUGAGUUAAGGAGCAGAGCGUCCCAAUUGACAAGCUCCAUUAAAAAAAUGUUCCCGCUUGAGGAAGACCGGAAGCGCGACAGGAGAGCGUCCCGGUUCAGAGACCUGGAGUGGUUGAAAAAGGAUCACGUCGACUAUGUGGAGAACUUGGAGUCCACGGAGCUCUUCAAGGAGUAUCAGAAGAUCAUGCAAGAGCGCACCAAGAUGCAGGAACUGAUCAAGCUCACCAAGUCCAGAGACUACGCGAAGGUGAGACCUUUGAGCGCAGACCAGCUGGCCACGGUGGAAAAGUUCUGGAAAAGCAGCAACCCACGGCUCCUCGUGUCCAGCGCGUUCAACAUCGACAUAUACACCAGAGACCUGAAGACGUUGUGCGACAGAAAGUGGCUCAACGAUAACGUUAUUGAUUUCUAUAUGGGCUUGAUCAACGAAAGAGCAAAAAGCCAUCCCACGACAUUGCCGCAGAUCCACAUUUUCUCGACCCAUUUCUACUCGAACCUAUCCACCAGAGGAUACAACUCGGUGCGGAGAUGGACAAAGCGCGCGAAAGUGGACGUCACGAAGCUGGACUACAUUUUUGUGCCAAUCAACCUGAACCAGUCGCACUGGGCGCUGGGCGUCAUUAAUAAUAAGGAAAGAGCGUUUCAGUACUACGACUCGCUCUACGGAAACGGCGACGAUAUAUUGUACAACUUGGAGGACUACAUGGUGAACGAGACGAAGAAGUUGUAUGGGGACUCCAUGAACGGCAUCGACUACUCGCUGUACGACCACUUCGACUCCAUGAAAACGCCCAAGCAGGAGAACGGCUUCGACUGCGGAGUAUUCAUGUGCACGGUUGUCGAUUAUGUCUCAAGAGAGCGGCCGCUGCUGUUUUCGCAAUCGGACAUGAAGAACUUGCGGCGGCGCAUGGCGUACGAGAUAUGUACGAAAAAGCUGAUCGACCACUGA